Miniopterus natalensis is the source of this 5402-nucleotide messenger RNA. Lineage: Eukaryota; Metazoa; Chordata; Mammalia; Chiroptera; Miniopteridae. The record is from RefSeq and is a predicted model, not a curated record.
CGCCCGGCGGCCGAGCGAAAGCCGGAGCGGACGUUCCCGCCGACGCCUCACUCACAGGCUCCUCUCUUCACCCCCGUGCCCGUCGUUCGCGUUGGCACCUGCCGCACGAGGGGCGCUGCGGAGCCCUGCUGCGUUCUUCAUGCGCCCUUUUUCAAAAAUACCUCGCCAUCAGCGACCCAGUUGUCGCUCCAUUACUUCCUGUCAGUGCUGGAUGACAAAACCUUGAACGUAAAAAAAAAAUAAAUAAAAAUAAAUGUUUUCUGAUACAGCUGUAAAGUAAUCCAUUUGGGGUAACACGGGGUGAAUAGCGUUCAUCGCUAACGCAGAGACGUUUCCCUGUGGAUUCCUCAAGGGGGAAGAAUGGCCACGUGCCGCAGCCCGCGGGACGCGCGGAGCCGCGUGGACCUGGGCGCCCAGUACAUCACCCGCACGCCCCGGUACGCCCGCGCACACCACGGUUUUUAUGAUGAGCUCUUAGCUCAUGGCGUUUUGAAACCUCUGACCUCUCCUAUUGAAGGAAUGGUGACGAAAGAAGGAGACGCUAACUUUGUGGCACCUCAAGGAGUUUCUUCAAUUAUUAAGCAUUACUUGCAAGAAUCAGGUGCUGAUAUCUAUUUCAGACAAUGUGUGACCCAGAUCAACCUGAGAAAUGACCAGUGGGAAGUCUCCAAGGAAACGGGCUCCCCUGAACUGUUUGAUGUUGUCAUACUCACGAUGCCAGUUCCUCAGAUUCUGCAGCUUCAAGGUGACAUCGUGAACUUGAUUAGUGAAUGCCAAAGGCAGCAACUGGAGUCUGUGAGCUACUCCUCUCGCUACGCUCUGGGCCUCUUUUAUGAAGCUGGCACGAAGAUUGAUGUCCCUUGGGCCGGGCAGUACAUCACCAGUAAUCCCUGCAUACGCUUCAUCUCCAUUGAUAAUAAGAAACGCAAUAUAGUGUCAUCAGAAAUCGGGCCCUCGCUUGCCAUUCACACUACUGUCCCCUUUGGAGUUACAUACUUGGAACACAGCAUGGAGGAUGUACAGGAGUUAAUCUUCCAGCAGCUGGAAAACGUCUUACCAGGUUUGCCUCAGCCGAUUGCUACCAAAUGCCAGAAGUGGAAACAUUCACAGGUUACAAAUGCUGUUACCAACUCUCCUGGCCAAAUGACCCUUCAUCUGAAACCUCUCCUUGUGUGUGGAGGAGACGGAUUCACUCAUUCCAAUUUCGAUGGCUGCAUCACUUCUGCCUUGUGUGUUCUGGAAGCUUUAAAGAAUCAUAUUUAGUACCUGUAAUUCUUUUUUUUUAAUUUUCAAUUGCAGCUGACAUACAGUAUUAUAUUAGUUUAAAGUGUGCAACAUAGUAAUCAGACAUUUAUAUAACUUCUGAAGUGAUCACCCCGAUAAGUCUAUUUAGUGCCUGUAUUCUUAUCUUCCACAUGUACUUUGGGUUUUUGUUUUCACAAUUUCCUGUUAUUGAUUGCUUUGUUUUCCAUUUUGUUGAGAGAAAUUACAGAAAAAUUGUUCUUCACUUGUCAUUUUUUUUAUAUGGAGUAUAAAAUUGAUUUUAUAAUUUUGAUAGUUACAACCCAGGCUAGAAUAAAAGUUCCUUGAACCUUAUACCUUUUGCCACCUUUCUGAGUUGCCAUGACUACUCCUUGAUAGAGGAAAAGCAGAGCUUAAGAAUAACAAAUGACCCUCCCAAAAAAUUAUGUCAAAUCAAAGUAACUGUUCAUGUUCCCAAACCUUUAUUAUUCUUUUGAAAAUUCUGCCUCCAAAUAAAGAAAAAUCAUUAUCAAAGGCCCGUUUUUAAACUUCAAGUAUGCUCUUGGUUCAGUAUUUCUGCAAACUGCUGGACGAUGAAUUUCCUGCAAGCUGUGACUAACAGUGUCAUUUCUGUUUCUCAUUUCUCUCCAAGUUAUUAAAUGAUGCUGAAUUGUAGGUUGUAUAUGUCCUUGUCUCUAGGGCCACAGUUUGGAGGGCAACUUGACUGAUGAAGAAAAUAACCAGAUUCAACUUGACUUUCUAAGUCACACAGUACUUUUUAACUUAAAAAAAAAAAAUCCAGUCUUAUUAUGACAAGUAAAAAUUAAAUAGAAACUGAGAGAAAAUAUAUUGAUCUUUACCUUUCAUUAUCUCUUAGAGCUGCUGCUGUUACUUUUAUGUGUGUCCAGUACGUGCUGUGACACUUAGACUGGAUCAAGUUUAAUGAAUUUAAUGCAACCCCCCAAAAAUGUACUGAACCAGAAAAUAAAUGCACUUCAAAUAGUUCAAUAUUUGCCAACUUAGUGAUUGUCACAUGCUUCAGUGACAACCCAGUGACCUGCUGGCUGGAGAGAAAUUGAUCCCCAGCCUUCCAAACAAGCUACCUGUUGCUAAUUUAAAAAGCGAAAUGGCGAGUUCUAUAUUAUGAUUUUGAAAGGGGAAAAAAUUGGUAUAGCCUCUCAAACUAAGAAAAGUUCAACAAAAAACUUUUUAUCUUGGUAAUAACCUAAAUUUCACACUUGCACACCCUCUAAUUAGACAUACACAUGUACAGGCAUGGGCAGAACUUGCUUAUGUGGCUACAAAGUGGGCUUUAUGAUCCUAUAGAAUGUUAUAUGUGUCCUUUUAGCAAUCAAUUGAUGAAAAACAGAGAUGCCUACAUGUAGUUAAUGUCACUUAUUUUUGAAAACAGGGAAAGAAAGAGGGAAAUUAAUGUGAUCUCUGCUAUGCUAUGAUAAAAAAUAUUGAGACUUCUUUCAUCAUUUAGACCCCAUUUGAUUGACAUUUGUUUUUAUUUUGGCUUUAUCUUGAAAUAUGAUAGAAGAGUCAUUCAAGUGUAUUAACUAUUUUGUUUUUAAUAUAAUUCUGGAGUCAUUUGACUGAUACCAUCCUGAAGCUUUAAGAACAAUAUUAUGUUUGUCUCAUGAAUGUAUGUCCUCCAAAGAAGAGAGAGAGAAAAAACAAUUUAUAAGGGUGGAGUGGGAUACAUAAAGACAGAACUCCUCUAAGCCAUUUCUGAUGACUUUUAAUAGCUAUUCGUUUUGUUACCCUAAUAAUUCUGUACGUAGAUCAUUGUUACACUGCUGUUUUAAUCACUUUGAAGACUCAUUUUACAUUUAGAUAUGUCUCUGAUAGGAGAGGCCAAUCCCCUGAUGCUCAAAUAGGAAGUAAAAAAUGUAUCAAACGUUCGCGCUCUUCAUUUUCAUUUACCCCUUCCCCGCAGAAAUGCAGGGGAUGUGGGGUUCUCCUGUGCUCGAAGCCAUCCCAGAGGCCGUGAAACGCAGAUGGCCAGGCACCCUAAGAGACCCAGGGCUAAGGUGGCAGGCUCCCUGGAAAACAGGGGUCAGCACCGUUCGGAACAGUUGCCAAGGUGUCUGUAUGUCAGCCCGCAGGACCACACCGCACCACGGUAUUUCCAAACAAGAGCGUUUAUUAAUCACGCCGGCCAAGGAGGGCUGCUCUGUUUUGAAAGGAGCAUAUUCAAGUGAGAAACGGCUUGAGCAGCGGGGUGAUUGAAUACUUGUUAGCUGAUAAAUAUAGCCUUUGCCGGGAUAAAACUUUAUGAUGCCGUGUUGAAAAGCUUAAUUACUAAACUGUCUGUGCACGUCUUGCUCAGGCAGCAAGGGUGACAAAUUACAGCGGCAGAAUAGCAUUUUUCUCCUUCGGCGUUUCUGAAGGGGAGAAGCGUGUCUGAAGACACCGAGAAAGCAGUGACAAUCCUCGGCCGGAUAGCGGGGAGAAAGCGACACUUCACUGGGCCGCCAAGCCUUCUGUGCACAAUGCCGUCGUCCCCACCCCCCACCGACCCAUUAUCCUGUUAAGUAAAAAGAACAAGGUCCGUUUUACAUUUAUCUGGUAUUUUAUACUCAUCCAAGUAUGUAUAUAACUGUCCAUCUCCCUAAGGCCCUCGGGAAGCAAGCAGAACAAGGAAUUCUUAUUCACAUCUGACAAAUGGGGAAACUGAGGCACGGGGCUUGGCCAACCAAGGUCCCAUAGCGAGAUGCCAGGACAGGACCCAGGCUCCCCUGAUCCAUUCCGUCUUCCGGGGCGCCUGCUGCUGUCAGAUGAACUUGCUCAUUAGGGCUGAGCUGCAAGGUUAGUUGGAGGUGCAGUCAGCGCCGGAGGUCGGGUUGCUGAUCUCAUUUCAGAGCCGCUGACGCUGGCCCUGAUGUGACACACGCAGGAUACAGUCUCCACGGGCACUGGCUAGCCGGUUUCUAUUCCCAUUACUUCCAUUUGCUGGUUUAUUUUCCUUCUUUGGGGCUCCUGCUGUGAGAAACAGACGCCUCCUAAAGACUCUGAAUAUCAGCCUCGGUAUUGCUAGGCUAGCUACUGACAGCAGCCGUCGCUUCCUGCUCUGUUUCUUCAUUAGUUUUGUUUCACUCUCCUCUGUCGUUUCUUUCUCUUUUUUUUUUUCUCCUGCUUCUUCCCCUAUCCCCCAUUCUCCAUGCUCAGAAACCUGGAAUAUAAAUGCAAUCACAUCAUGAUUCAUAUCAUUUGUUCUAUCUUAUUUUAAUAUAUCUUUUUUUCCUAAAAUUUAAAGCAGUUGAUUCUGCAUUUGAUUCAAGUAGACCUGAUAACCAUUAUUUUGAUUUCAGAAGUGAUGUAAGAAUUUAAAACUGGCUGUAGCGAUAGCGGGGAUCUCAGCGCUGAUAACCUAAAAGACACGUGCAAAACAUGGAAUCGGGCUCUGUGGUGGAGAUGGUGGAAUAUCAGCAGCAAUCUCCACCUAAAGAGCUUAGCUAGGGGAAGACAAGUCACUGGGAGUGGAAGGCAGGGUUAAGGUUCAUGUCCUUGUCAUGGCAGGCAGUAAAUUAGAUGCUCUAACUCAUGAAGCUGCGGAAUCCUGAGAGAAAGGACCCUGUUUCCUUAGGAGAGGGCCCCUGAGCAGAUGCGGAGAUGCGUCAGGCCAACACAUCCCUCCACACCCUGGGCAGACCUGGAUGACGCCUGGAACCCAAACUGCAAAGCAGGACAAGGGAGUCCUUUCUGCGGAGAAGGCCGAGUGGCACACAGCGAGUGGGGAGAGGAGAAAUCCUCAGCGAACCUCAGACUUGCUCGUGUAGGACUGAGCUGCUGUCUUCCAGGCUGGAGUGUGCUUGUGUCUUGGCCGGUAUCAUCUGGCCAGGGAAGACUGGAGUGGUAAUGCUUCCUUCUCAACAGACAGCGGUUCUAGUCCACGUAAGAGUUCAGAGCAGAAGCCACCAAAUGGACUCGCUGAAGGGGAAGACUGUCUAGGAGAGUGGUAAUUUAAAAGGAAUGUAGAAUCUCAGAAUCUUGGAAAUUGAAGUUUAGAGGGCUUGGAGACCAUUUAGACCAGUUUUUAACCAUCUGUGGAAAACUAUAGAUCUUCUAAUAACAGCAAUAAAAAUAAAUAUGCACGUAGAAUUUGCGUACUAUUUUAGAGCCUGUUUUUGUAAAUAAAGGUUUAUUGUAUCACA